Molecule: messenger RNA, 6096 nt
Organism: Beta vulgaris subsp. vulgaris (sugar beet)
Lineage: Eukaryota; Viridiplantae; Streptophyta; Magnoliopsida; Caryophyllales; Amaranthaceae
Product: pentatricopeptide repeat-containing protein At1g09900
Exons: 10
Coding region: 318-2795 (825 amino acids)
Molecular function (GO): protein binding
Source: RefSeq, a predicted model, not a curated record
CUCAAGCCACACUUGCGUAAGCCACUAAGCCGGGUCCAAAUUCAUCAAACCCCUAGCAAAGCAAACCGCAUUACAAAAUGUUAUUUCGUUCUUCUUUUCUGCAUUUUUUCCGGCAACUAGUGAGGUUAAACAGUCGGCCAGAGACAACUAAUUAGCCACACACCCAAACACUCCCUAAGUUUUUGGGAUAGUUUUUCCUGACACAACUCUUCAAUCCGUCUUCAAACUCAUGAACAAAAAGGUACUCAACUGGAAUUUCAGUUUUUGCGUAUUUACAUCUUGAUCAACAGAGGAUUUUGUUUAUUGUAAGUUUUCUAAUGAUGAAAUUCAAAGCUGAAUGUUCUAUGAAACAGCUCAAUUAUAGGCUUAGAGGGCAUUUUUACUCACAUGUGAAGUGUAAUCGUAUUGUUACUUUGUUUUCACCAUUCUAUUCGACUGUUUCUCAUUCCAAUACCCUGCUAAAUUAUAGCUUAAAUAAUAAAAUACAUGAAUUUAGAGGAACAAAACAUUAUAAUGUGGGGAAUGAGAAAGUGGGUUCCAAGCAGAAUAGGAAUUUAAGGCCUCAUUUGGGAAUUUCGUUGGUUCAGAAUGAUGAUUGUGAUAAAUUUGGAAGUGGGUUUGAUGGGAUUCAGCUCAAGGGUGAUAUUAUGAGUGUGAUAGAAGAUACAGAUACACAUACAGAUGCUACAAAGAAUAGGCAGAAUGAUGUUUCUGAUGAUGAAGAAUUUGGGUUGUCGAAUUCAUAUAACAAGGACCGUCAGCAGAGUGGAGAGAAUGAUAAAAUAUAUGAAAUGGAUGAGAGUGAAUUUAGGCAUCCAUUGGUGAGAGAAACUUGUAGGCUGGUUGGGAUGAAAUCGAAAUGGAACCCUGAACUCGAAGGUCAAUUGAAGCAAUUAUUGAGGAGCCUGAAACCCCGUCAAGUAUGUGCAGUUCUUCACUCACAGAAUGAUGAAAGGGUAGCUUUGGAGUUGUUUUACUGGGCUGACAGGCAAUGGCGGUAUCGCCAUGACCCUGUUGUCUAUUACGCUAUGCUUAAAAUUCUUGGCAAGACUAAGUUGUGUCAGGGUGCUAGGAGAGUGCUCCAUCUUAUGUAUAGGCGGGGUAUUCAUCGUACUACGGAGGCUUUUCGUAAUUUGAUGAUUUCUUAUAGCAGGGCGGGAAAAGUAAGAGAUGCUAUUGGGGUUCUUAGAAUGAUGCAGAAGGCCGGGAUUCAACCUAAUCUGUCUAUAUGUAACACAGCCCUUCAUGUUUUAGUGAUGGGUAACAGGUUGGACAAAGCAUUGAGAUUCUUAAAGAGGAUGCAAAUUGUUGGAAUCACCCCUGAUGUUGUUACUUAUAACUGUUUGAUCAAGGGUUAUUGUGAUAUUAAUCAGGUGAAAGAUGCCAUGAAGCUGAUUGAGGAUAUGCCUCUUAGGGGAUGUGCCCCUGACAAAGUUAGCUUUUAUACUGUGAUUAAUUACCUCUGUAAGGAGAAAAACAUGGCUGAGAUUCAGUUGUUACUUGAGAAAAUGAUGGGCUAUAACUUGUUACUAGAUAUGGUCACCUAUAAUAAUCUCAUUCAUAUGCUUUGCAAGUGUGGACAUAGUGACGAGGCCUAUCUUUUUUUAAGAAAAGCACAGGAGCAAGGAUUUCGAAUGGAUAAAGUCAGUUACACUGCAUUGGUUCACUCUUUAUGCCGGGAAGGAAGAAUAGACAGAGCAAAAGAAAUUGUGAACGAGAUGUUUGAGAAGGAUUGCAUCCCAGAUGUAGUGACUUAUACGGCUAUUUUAGAUGGGUUUUGUAGGGUGGGAAGGGUGAUUGAAGCUAAGGACAUGCUUCAGCAAAUGUACAAGAACGGUUGUAGACCAAAUACUGUAUCAUACACAGUCCUGCUAAAUGGUCUUUGUCAGAUUGGUUGCUCUUCUGAAGCUCGAGACAUGAUGAAUAAGAGUGAGGAGGAAUGGUGGACCCCAAAUGCCAUAACAUAUAGUGUUGUGAUGCAUGGUUUCCAUAGAGAAGGAAAGUUGUUUGAGGCAUGUGAUGUGGUAAGGGAGAUGAUUAUGAUGGGUUUUCUUCCAUCCCCUGCUGAAAUCAAUGUGUUGCUUGUAUCUCUCUGCAGGGAAGGAAGAACCUGUGAGGCUAAAAGGUUCAUGCAAGAGUGUCUCAGCAAGGGCUGUGACAUUAAUGUUGUAAACUUUACUACUGUUAUUCAUGGACAUUUUCAGAAGGAUGACUUGGAGGGUGCUCUCUCUUUACUUGAUGACAUGUAUUUGGUCAACAAGAGCCCUGAUGUUGUGACAUAUACAAUAAUUGUUGAUGCAUUGGGCAGAAGGGGACAAAUUGAAGAGGCGACUGAUCUUGUAAAGAGAAUGCUGGGGAGGGGGAUUCUUCCGAACCCUGUUAUGUACAGGGCGAUUAUCCAUCGAUAUUGUGAGAAUGGGAGGGUGGAAGAUUUGAUGAAGCUAUUGGAGAAGUUGCUGCCCAAGCAGCCCUAUCAGACUGCGUACAAUCAAGUUAUAGAAAAGCUUUGUAACUUCGGAUACGUAAGUGAUGCUUACAACCUUUUGGGCAAAGUUUUGAGGUCAGCCUCAAGGAUCGAUGCACAUACGUGCCAUGUGCUCAUGCAAAGUUAUCUAAAUAUAGGAAGUCCUCUUUUGGCAUACAAAGUUGCUUGUAGAAUGUUUAGGCGGAAUUUAACUCCAGACCUGAAGUUAUGUAAGAAGGUGAGCAAAAAAUUAACAUUAGAUGGAAAUAUUAAAGAGGCAGAUAGUCUAAUUAUUCAGUUUGUUGAGCGUGGCCUUGUAUCACCUUGUUGAAUAACAUGCUGAAUGAGCAAGGACUUCUCUGUGUGUAAUGGAAGCUUGUGGGGCUUUGUUUCUUUGACCAGUUUUGCAUCAAGUUAUUCUGUGCUAAGUGAGAAGGGCUGUAUGAUUAAUAUAGGUCUGGUUCAAAAAAGUAACUCUAGAUUUAUAGCAGGGAGAUACAAACAAGUUAAUCGGAGUGGAAAUUUUGUAAAUAGGACGUGGAAAAAAGGGAUAAGGAAAGAAAGGAUGUAACGUAGACAACAAAGUAAAACUCCGUCAGAUCAUCCUUGGCCUUGUUAGCUUCCGUAACCUGCCCUCAAAACACGGUGAAAUGGAAGGCAAAAGGGCGAGGAGUUCUGCAGCGAGGGAUGUCGUUACCGCAAUACCUUUGGUAUUCUAAGCAGAAAGCAAAGAGUUCCUCCGCAAGAAUUGGCUCUUCUUUCUCUACACUAUCUGUCUGUUGGUGCGAUAAGUUGAGGAUGAAAGACAAGGUGCAAGGCGCAGUUAUUUGAGUUUAUUGGGUAAGCAAUAUCAGCAGGUAGAGGAAGCUUUUUGCUGGCUCGACCAGCCCUUGAACCUAGCCCUCGGUACUUUGGUACAUACCUGACUUUACUUUAUUCUCUUCAAUCGGAGAAGAAAGUCUUUUUCGUACACCCCAUUCCUGGCUUAGCAUCAUACUCUAUCUCUUUUGCGACGAGCAGGUAGCUGCAUUUCGUUCAAAAAUGCAGUUUUAUUCUUGAAUGUUGUGAACCUUUUGAUUGCUUUUCAAAGCUAGUUGGCUGCUUUUGGCUCAUUUUUAGAAACUACUUCAUUGUUUUGUGAAGGUGAAAAGAGGAUAUGUGAUACAUUUGGGAUGUAGUAGAAGCUUGCUAGUAAUGCUCCUGAAAGAAGUAUGAAUGCUUAUCAUGGUGAGAUUGGUGACUUUUCCAUGUGUAAUGAGUAAUGACUAAUGAGGCUUUAUGUAGUUGCUGCGAGUGUAAAACUCUGAGAGGUGGAGUGACGAGGUUAAGUCAAAAUUCAAGAUGAAGAAAGUGAUUUAAUUACCUGAUAUCAGUAUUCUGGUUUGUGGAAUGGAGCAUUUGUGAGGAGCAUGAGCUGAAAAGUGGAGUUGCAUGGAUGAUUUGUGUAAUAGAGAAAUGUAAGAUACAGCUAAAGAUCUGGAGUUCAUUUACAGUUUUGACAUAUCUGUUCUUUCAGCUGCACGUGUCCACUCACCAGUGAAGCUGUGUUCCAUGGACUGUAUGAAAAAUAGGAAACUAUGUGUUGAAAGGAUAGGUUAGUCUUCUUAAGGCUGCCCUUGUCACUUGUCAGUCAUAGGUUCAUUAAUAAGGUACUCCCACAAUUGUCUUCAAUACCAGCUGCAAUUUGUAGUCUACUCUCUAGAGUUGAAUUCCGAGUUUCUAGAAGGCCACUAGUGAAACGUGCCCAACUUCCCAAGUGAAGAAGUACAAAAGGAGAGAGAGAGUGGAAGUAAAAAAAAAGAAACUCACAAUAGAUCUUCCAUUCCUUCUUUCUGCUCAAUUUCGUAAAAAGUACAUCUGGCACCUGAAUUUAAUGGCAUUGAUAACACCUAAUAGGAUCCACUGGGAUGGAGUGUCUCGCACAAAUGUGUGAAAAGAGAAGACAAUGUUGAAGUAUUAAUUACUUUUUGUCUUGAUCACCAGUACUUCUAGAGGAUAUACAAGUUAUUAAACAAGGUACUGCUUGGCACCUGAGCAUCAUGUUGGUUAGGCGAUCUUGAUGUAAUCACUUUAUGAGAUAUAUAAAUCAUUGAGGCUGAAUUUCAGUAUUUACCUAUUUAAAAAUACAUGGUAAGAACCUCUUUCUGCAAUUUUAAAGUAUUAGAGUAUGCCAUGGUGCCUACGUUGCUUAAUUUCUUAGUAUCUUCUUUGGUGCACAACUAAGGAAUUUGGUGACCAUUAGAAAACGACUUCUGUUUAGAGGAGUAAGAGUAUCCCGAUGUAUUCUGUUUGUAUGAAAAUUUGAUUGGGACCUGCUUCUAGAAAUAGAGUACUUUUUCAACACAAUUGUCUCAACACUUUAGUUAAGCGUUAAAUACAAUUAACAUCUCACGUAUUUUCUCAACGCAUUUCUGUGUUGCAGUAGUUCUCAACACAAAAAAGCGUCAAGAAUUUCAUGUGCCAAACACAUGUCAACAAACCGCGCUACUUUCAAUUUUUUUAUGAAAGAUUAUGUUUCUUAAUUAACCGGUAUUAGGCGGUAACCACCUAAGUAGUGGGAUACUCGAGUGUGAGGGACGGAGUGUAUUGCAGCAUCAAUUUCUCAACCGUAAUCUGACGAGAGUUUUCAUCGUGCUCCAAUUUGCUAAAUACGGGUGAGAUAAUUCAAGGGUGACACAAAUUCUGAAAUACAAGCUGCUAAAUAUGGGUGAUGCAAACUCCAUACUCGGUUGAUUCUUCUGCAAAUUAUUCAAGGACCUUUGUCAUCUAUCAUCUGUGUUUUAAUGAAGAGCUGUAUGAAGUGCACCAAAUAAUGACUCAGAAAAAAGAUAUUAGAAGUCCUCGAUGUUGGCGAAAAGUUGGACCGAUUGUCGAAGCCUCGCUGCACAACUUCACUUAAUUGAGGAAAUUCUUCUAUAGCAAAUAACAAAGGAGCUGUGACGAUUCCCUGCGAAAAAAUAGCAAUAUGUAGCACUUUGAGAUUGACGAAAUAAAAGACAACAACAAUAUUCAUAUUACUCCUGCUGACACAGGGACUAUGAAGGUUCUGAAGCACUCCCACCCUCAAAGUCCAAGCCAAAGUUACUAAGAACAUUUGGCCUGUCUGGCCUACAGAAACUUUUGAUAUGUGUGAAAGCAAUUCUCUAGACAAGAACUUUAAGCAAACAUCUAUAAUGCUUUAUCAUAGAACGAGGUCAGCCAAGUGUCCAGUCGCUUAACAUCUGAAUCGCGGAUCUACGCUGAUAAGGCUAGAGACCUAAAUCGACAGCAAAAGGACACGAGUUGCUGCUGCUUCAGCAUCUUAUGAUGUUGCUUCAGAUUCCGCUGCACCAACUACUUCACGUUCUCUUGCCAUGAUUACUACAGAGGAUCAAGAUGAUGGUGAAGGAAAAGAAGUCAAGGAUUCAUUAAAUUAGUACAACUCGUAAAGCUAUUAAUGAUUUUAAAAGGCCUUGUAAAAGAUAUAUUUAUUUUGUUAUUUUUUUUUUUGUAAGGUUUUAAGAAGUUGAUAGUAGACAUUAUCUAAUUGACUUAUUUGUAAUCGAACAGAAUAUUUUAGUGUGUAUUUAAUCAUUAGUUAAUUAAGACAGAUAUUAAUAUUAUUAUAUAUAUUAUUGGUCAUUUCUACUUCA